Molecule: messenger RNA, 5602 nt
Organism: Pseudopipra pipra
Lineage: Eukaryota; Metazoa; Chordata; Aves; Passeriformes; Pipridae
Gene: SLC4A5
Product: solute carrier family 4 member 5
Exons: 26
Coding region: 1843-5145 (1100 amino acids)
Biological process (GO): monoatomic anion transport; bicarbonate transport; regulation of intracellular pH
Cellular component (GO): plasma membrane
Molecular function (GO): solute:inorganic anion antiporter activity; sodium:bicarbonate symporter activity; monoatomic anion transmembrane transporter activity
Source: RefSeq, a predicted model, not a curated record
GGAAUAAGAGGGCUCCUGCUCAUGGAAUUUUGCUUUUCUUCCUUCUCCUCCCUUUCUCCAUGAGGGGUUUAAUAAAACCUUAAGAAAUCCGAGCUGAGAAAUUCAAAUAAAUUCCAAUAAAUUUCCAUGGAAUUGGAGGGAAGAAAGUGAAUUCCCUUUAUUUUCCCUUUAUUCACAGGACAAGAAGCAUCAACACCUGGAUUCCCUUUUCCUGGAGCCCAGCACAGGAUGGGAGCAGGUCUCAGGUCUCACCCCAGGAUUAAUCCUGGGUUUGGAGUGCAGUGAGUGAUGGGGAGAAGCUGAUUCUCCAUCAGCUGGGACACUCAGAUCCACGAUUCCCACGGACAAUUGGGCCUGGGAAGUGGGAAAGGUGGAUUUAAGCAAGAGCAGGAAAAUGAAAAUUCACUUUGGAAAAGGUUUUCUCAGCAUCCAAACAUGCUCAUUACUCCAAAUAAAGGGGAUGCCAAAGACAUUCCCGAAUUCCCAUGAAAUCUUGUAGGCUCUGGUGCCUCGGUCCAGACCUGGCUUUGGUCUAGACCAGGCCUUGCUCUAAACCUGUCCUUGCUCCAGACUUGACCUUGGUCCAGACUUGACCUUGAUCCAGACCUGGCCUUGGUCCUAGGCCUGACCUUGCUCUAAACCUGUCCUUACUCCAGACCAGACCUCAGUCCUAGACCUGACCCUGCUCCAGACCUGACCUUUCUCCAAACCUGACCCUGCUCCAGACCUGUCCUUACUCCAGACCUAAACUUGCUCCAGACCUGUCCUUGCCUCAGACCUGACCUUUCUCCAGACCUGGCCUUGCUCUAGACCUGACCCUGCUCCACAUGGAAGAGCAAAUCAAACAAAACAGGAGCUGGGAAGAAAACAGGAGCAGGAAUAAAGCACCAAACAGGCUUUGCUUUGAUUUUUCCAAGACUCUGGAUCAUGCCAUGGAAUAACCCCCCGGAGGUGAGAGAAAAGGCCAGAGUUCAGAUGAUUUCAAGCUCAAAAAUCUGAUUUUCCCAGUCCUUUUUUCUUGCCUGACAACGAGCCCAGCUCUGUGAGGAGCCAGGAGCUGUUCCAUGGAGAUUUAUUGACAUCUCUGUUAAAAGGCCCAAGGGAGGCGAGGAAGCCAAGCGUGGAAUGGGAGCAGAGCUCAGGAAGCUGAGCUGGGAGCGCUCCUGUGGCCCAGAGUUUACUCUUCGUGGCAUUGAAUUUACACAUGAUCAGCACAUUGAAAGCAAAACAUGGAAUUGCAAAAGAAUUCCGUGUGAUAAACUCUGCCCCAAACUGCCUUUGGUGCCCCAGGGGCUGGUCCUGGUGUUCCCAGGGCUUUUAGGAGCAUCUCAGUGAUGGUGAUGCCCCUCUGCACUUCCCUGAGGCAUUUCCUCCUUAAAAUGGUGAAAUUGCACAGAGAAAAGACAUAAAAGCAGUUCCCUUCCAAAAUCCCUCAGAACUGAGCCAAAAUUGAUGGACAAAAAGCCCCAGAAGACACAAAUCCUGCAGGCUGGGGAGGGACAGCUUGGAUUUUCCACGUCCCGGUGGUGUGACAGCCCGAGUCCAGCCCUGUGCAGGGCAGGAUCUCUGCUGGUUUGAUGUUCCAGCCUCUCCCGAGGUCUCUUUGCAUCCCAUGAUGCUUCUCUGCCCCCAAAAGUCGAUCAGUGUUGCCCAAAAUACAUUUUGACCCGGGAGCUGCGGAGCGUUUCCAGUUGGGCGUCGAUAGGAUGGUGGGAAGAGCAGCUUCAUCCCAAGGCAAUCUGGGCUCCCACUCCCACCAGCACCCCUGACUUUCCUCUGCAGCCCCAUCCUCCCUCUGAACAUCUCCUCUGAGAGCUCAAGCUCUCCCGGAGCAGCGGGAACAUGCUGGAAGAUGAGGACGGGAUGAGCGAGAGGGGGCUCAGCAGCUCCAGGAGGAGAUACGAGGAUGAGGAAGAUUACCACUCCAUCUACAUCGGGGUGCCGGUGCCGCGGGGGUUCCGCAGGAAGCGGCGCCGCCGGAGAUCCCCGGGCUCCAGCCGGGACCGGAGCGAGAGCGAGCGGCACUUCGGGCGCCACGACCACUCGGACACCGACGACGGCGGCCACGGCUGCUACGAGAGCGGCAAUGACAACGCCAGCAGGACCAUGUCUCCGGCUGCCGAACGUCUCCGCUACAUCCUGGGGGAGGACGAUGAGCCUCCCAACCCCACCCUCUUCACGGAGAUGGACACCCUGCAGCACGACGGGGAGGAGAUGGAGUGGAAGGAAUCGGCCAGGUGGAUCAAGUUUGAAGAGAAGGUGGAGGAAGGUGGGGAGAGAUGGAGCAAACCCCAUGUGUCCACGUUGUCCUUGCACAGCCUGUUCGAGCUGCGGACGUGUCUCCAGACGGGAACGGUGCUCCUGGACCUCGAUGGCUACUCCUUGCCCCAAAUUAUAGAUGAUGUCAUUGAGAAGCAGAUCGAGGAUGGUCUGCUCAAGCCAGAGCUGAGGGAGAAGAUAAGCUAUGUGCUCCUGAGAAAGCACCGCCACCAAACCAAGAAGCCAAUCCACCGGUCCUUGGCCGACAUCGGGAAAUCCGUCUCCUCCAACACAGCCCGCAGCCCUGUCCGGAGCCCAGCCACCGGAGCCGCCUUCCACCGCUCCACCGAGGACCUGCGGAUGCGGCAGAGCGCGAGCUACGGCCGCCUGCGUCACGCGCAGAGUCGGAGCAUGAACGACAUCUCGGACACGCCAAGCACCGACCAGCUGAAGAACAAGUUCAUCAAGAAGAUUCCCAAGGAUGCAGAGGCCUCCAAUGUUCUGGUGGGAGAAGUGGAGUUCCUGGAGAAGCCCUUUGUGGCUUUCGUGCGGCUCCUCCAGGCAACAAUGCUGGGAGGGGUGACAGAGGUGCCCGUGCCCACCAGAUUCCUCUUUAUCCUCCUCGGUCCCGCGGGAAAAGCCAAAUCCUACAACGAGAUCGGCAGAGCCAUCGCGACUCUCAUGGUGGAUGAUCUCUUCAGUGACGUUGCCUACAAAGCCCGGGACAGAGAAGACCUGAUUGCUGGCAUAGAUGAGUUCCUGGAUGAAGUCAUCGUCCUGCCACCCGGAGAGUGGGACCCCAACAUCAGGAUUGAGCCACCCAAAAAAGUGCCCUCGGCUGAGAAGAGGAAAUCGGUUUUCUCCCUGAACGAGGUGGGGCAGAUGAACGGCACGGCCGGAGGGGCCGGGGCUGGGGGAGGAGGAGGAGGCAGCGAGGACGGGGAGAUGCCUGAAGUUCAUGAAAUCGGGGAAGAGCUCGCGUGGACAGGCAGGUUUUGUGGUGGCCUCUAUUUGGAUAUCAAGAGGAAGCUGCCCUGGUUCCCGAGCGACUUCUACGAAGGUUUUCAUAUCCAGUCCAUCUCUGCCAUCCUGUUCAUCUACCUGGGCUGCAUCACCAACGCCAUCACCUUCGGGGGCCUGCUGGGGGACGCCACGGACAACUACCAGGGUGUCAUGGAGAGCUUCCUGGGCACGGCCAUGGCAGGCUCCAUGUUCUGCCUCUUCGCUGGGCAGCCCCUCAUCAUCCUCAGCAGCACCGGCCCCAUCCUCAUCUUCGAGAAGCUCCUCUUCGACUUCAGCAAAGGCAACGGCAUCGACUACAUGGAAUUCCGCCUCUGGAUUGGGCUGCACUCGGCCCUACAGUGCCUUAUCCUGGUGGCCACGGAUGCCAGCUUCAUUAUAAAGUACAUCACACGCUUCACAGAGGAAGGCUUCUCCACCCUCAUCAGCUUCAUCUUCAUCUACGAUGCCAUCAAGAAGAUGAUCGGGGCCUUCAAGUACUACCCCAUCAACUCCGACUUCAAGCCCGACUACGUGACCAUGUACAAGUGCGAGUGCAUUGCUCCCGACCCAGCCAACGCGACCUUGUUCGAUGCUUCAGCUCCAGUGGCACCGAACACCACUAACGUUUCUCUGUCCAAUGCUAUUAACCUCACAGCUCUGGACUGGACUCAGCUCAGCAAGAAGGAAUGUCUCAAAUACGGUGGCAGCUUAGUGGGAAAAUCCUGCAAGUUUGUGCCCGACUUGGCCCUCAUGUCCUUCAUCCUCUUCUUCGGGACCUACUCCAUGACCUUGACCCUGAAGAAGUUCAAGUUCAGCCGUUAUUUCCCCACCAAGGUCAGGGCUUUCAUUGCUGAUUUUUCCAAUGUCUUCUCCAUCCUGAUUUUCUGUGGAGUGGAUGCCUGUUUUGGACUGGACACCCCCAAACUCCACAUUCCCAAUAUCAUCAAGCCCACCCGUGUGGACCGAGGGUGGUUCGUGUUCCCCUUUGGGAAGAACCCCUGGUGGGUUUACCUGGCCAGUGCCCUCCCUGCCCUCCUGGUCACCAUCCUCAUCUUCAUGGACCAGCAGAUCACGGCCGUCAUCGUCAACAGGAAGGAGCACAAGCUGCGGAAAGCAGCGGGUUACCACCUGGACCUGUUCUGGGUGGGCAUCCUGAUGGCCGUGUGCUCCUUCAUGGGGCUGCCCUGGUACGUGGCCGCCACCGUGAUCUCCAUCGCCCACAUCGACAGCCUGAAGAUGGAGACGGAGACCAGCGCGCCCGGGGAGCAGCCGCAGUUCCUGGGGGUCAGGGAGCAGAGGGUGACCGGGAUCAUCGUCUUCGUGCUCACGGGGAUUUCGGUCUUCCUGGCCCCCAUCCUGAAGUACAUUCCCAUGCCAGUGCUCUACGGUGUCUUCCUGUACAUGGGGGUGGCAUCACUGAACGGCAUCCAGUUUUGGGAUCGGUGCAAGCUCUUCCUCAUGCCGGCCAAGCACCAGCCCGACUACGUGUUCCUGCGGCACGUCCCCCUGCGGCGCAUCCACCUCUUCACCCUGGUGCAGAUCGUCUGCCUGGCCGUGCUCUGGAUCCUCAAAUCCACCGUGGCCGCCAUCAUCUUCCCCGUCAUGAUUUUAGCCCUGAUCCUGGUCAGGAGGCUGCUGGAUUUUGUCUUCUCCCAACACGACCUGGCCUGGAUCGACAACAUCAUCCCUGAGAAGGAGAAGAAGAAAGAGGAUGACAAGAAGAAGAAGAAAAAAGGCAAUAAAGGAGACAGCAGCAGUGACGAGGAGUUCCCACCUCCCUCAUUCAUUAAGAUCCCCAUGGAGCCCCUCCCAGCACAGCCCCGAAAUGGGGGCCCCCAUUGCCUCAGCCGAAAGAGGGCCUCCACCUGGAGCUUUGCGUUCUGAUUCCUCCCCGAAUGGUUCAGACAUGGAUCGCAGGUAAACGGCCCCAAAAGGGGUCCCCCACCCUCUCCCCCAUCCCCGGGGGGGACAUUUUUGGGAUAACUUACCCCUGCUCCCGGCUGGGCAUCACCUUCUCCAGCCAGCUGGCACCACCCCUGAGCACUUCCCAAACAUCCAGGUUCAUUUCCACACCAUCCCUCUGGAUUUGGGGCGGUUUCGUUGCCAAACAGGUUGUUGGGAGCGGGUUUGGAGCCAUAAAAACACUGCUGAGCAACAAUCACAGGGAUUUUUAGGAUAGGGGUGUCUCCAAAUCCUGAAAUUUGGGGUUAUUCUCUGCAGAUAAAAGGCAAAACAUCAGUUUUAAUUAAUUUAUUGGCAGCGGCACCAUGCGGAGUGUUUUCCUGAGGGUCCCUGGGCAGCUUUGGGGUGGAUUUUGCCUCCAAAAUUUCCAGGCAUCCAA